AUGUCGACGCGACUGGCCCACCACUUGGUACAUCUCGGUCUGAGACCUGGAGCCAUCGUUCCGCUGUGCUUCGAGAAGUCCAUCUGGACCGGGGUCGCCAUAAUGGGAGUCAUGAAGGCUGGUGCUGCAUCAGUGGCCAUGGACGUUGGCCAGCCCGUACAACGGCUGCGACAGAUUGUCAACAAGGUUGAUCCGCGGCUCGUUCUGUGCUCGGCAAACGCAACAGACCUCGCGGUAGGGCUUAUUGAGACUUCCUCUUCUCGUCAGGCUCUGUCCGUCUCGGCCGAUCUACUGAUAACGCUGAGCUCGAUCCCGCUCGCGUCACCAUCGCAAUUGCCCAGUAUCGAUCCUUCGAGCCCCCUGUACGUCGUGUUUACCUCAGGCAGCACAGGCGUACCAAAGGGGGCUGUCAUCUCGCAUGAGAAUUUCUGCAGCGCCAUUUAUUACCAGCGGGAGGCCAUGCGGUACGGUCCAGGCUCGCGAGUUUUUGACUUCGUCUCUUACUCCUUUGACGUGACAUGGCCCAAUAUCCUGCAGACGCUUACGGCAGGGGGCUGCGUUUGCGUGCCUUCUGAGGACGAACGAAAGAAUGACAUCUCGGCAGCAAUCAGGCGGCUGGGUGCUACCGCCAUUCACGUGCCCCCCUCCGUUGCCAGGCUGAUCGACCCGGCAGAAGCCCCGGCUAUCGAGCUCGUCGUCCUGGGUGGCGAGCCUGUGGCCCUGUCUGACGUGACGCGGUGGGGUACUGGAGUUGAGGUUGUACAGGUGUACGGUCCUGCAGAAUGCACACCACCAGUCAUGGUGUCGUAUAACGUUUCGAGUGGGGACUCUAUGAAGAACAUUGGUCGCGGCUGCGGCGUCGUGCCCUGGAUCGUCGACGUCAGCGACUGCCAGAAGCUCGCCCCUAUAGGCUAUCUUGGAGAGCCAGAAAAGACGGCAGUGGCAUUCCUGCAGGAUCCGGUCUGGCUUGUCCGCGGGUGCCCUGGCCGGCCGGGGAGACCAGGCCGCGUCUACCGAACAGGAGACCUGGCAAAGUAUGACGCAGACGGUUCCAUUAUGUUCAUCGGCCGGAAAGACGCCCAGGUCAAAGUCCAUGGCCAGCGUAUCGAGCUGGGCGAAGUCGAGGUCCACGUGGAGAAGAUCCUUCAAGGCCAGCCCUGCCAGAUAGACGUCAUGGUGGAUGCAGUGACACCAAAGAACAGCACAACUGCCAUGCUCGUCGCCUUUAUGGUAGUCGGCAGCGGAGCUUCCUCCCUUGACGACAGAGGAGGAAGCCAUACGGCGGCUUCGCUCCGCGACAUCAGUAUGCUCCUCAAGCAGGGACUUUUGGAAAUGCUACCAGUGUAUAUGGUGCCGACUGCGUACAUCCCCAUCGAGAAGAUGCCAGUUACGGGGACAGGCAAGAAAGACCGCCGACGACUACGCGAGAUUGGAGCCAGUAUGACGCUUGAAGAGCUCACUUCGUACAAUCCUGACCGGCAAGAGAAACGCCAAACCGAUAGUAUUGGUGCCGACGACAGCUUCAUUCAGAUUGGUGGUGAUUCCAUCGCUGCCAUGAGACUGGUGGCACUGGCCCGGAACCAGUACAGGGCAACUCUCACCGUGAACGAAAUCUUCAAGCAUCCUCGGUUCAGUGUCCUGGCGCAGCUAGUAGAAAGUCGAAUUGCCAGCAGCACAGAGGACAUGGCGGCGAUGAGCGGCAUGAUUCAACCAGGGUCAGAUAUUUUACGAAUCUAA
Molecule: messenger RNA, 1737 nt
Organism: Hirsutella rhossiliensis
Lineage: Eukaryota; Fungi; Ascomycota; Sordariomycetes; Hypocreales; Ophiocordycipitaceae
Product: AMP-binding enzyme domain-containing protein
Exons: 5
Coding region: 1-1737 (578 amino acids)
Biological process (GO): secondary metabolite biosynthetic process; amino acid activation for nonribosomal peptide biosynthetic process
Cellular component (GO): cytoplasm
Molecular function (GO): phosphopantetheine binding
Source: RefSeq, a predicted model, not a curated record